CCGGCUAGCGCGCAACACGCUUGCUCUUGCUGUCGAAUAUUUGUUAACAUCGCGUAAAUUCUGAUCACGGUACUAAUUUUGAGGAAAAUUACAAUGAAUUAUUUCCAUGCACUCAUUAUUAAAUCUAGAACCGCUUUAGUAUUCCAGAUGAAUUUUUUUAACAAACACAACCAGGAAAUGAACUUUUUUUGCUAUUAAAAUUAUGUUUUUGUGAUAAUUGUGAUAAAGACCUAUUUUAGUGAUGCUUUAAUAAUAAUGAAGAUUGAUUUAUUGUUUCUAAGUUAUGCAUAAGAAUAAACGGAUGUCAAUAUCAAGAGAGGCCUUCAAGAAUAGCUGUUAAGGCUGCUCACAAAGAUGUCAAGCACUGAGAACGAUGGUAACGCAGCCAGUGUGGCGUACUGUGUGCCGGGAGGACAGAUCUUCCAAUCUGUUUAUGUACAGGUCCACGGAUACAUCGCACUGAUAAUCUGUCUGCUCGGAUCUGCCGCUAAUUCUGUCAAUAUUGCCGUACUCAGUCGGAAGGAGAUGGCCUCAUCCACAAAUUCCAUCCUCACAGGCCUCGCCGUUGCUGAUCUACUCGUUAUGCUCGACUAUAUACCAUUUGCGCUGCAUAUUUAUACUAAAAUAGGUUCUGAGUAUAAUCGUAAUUCAUAUGGUUGGGCUGUGUUCGUUUACUUCCAUUCCAUCUUCAGCCAAACUUUCCAUACAAUAUCUAUUUGGCUUACUAUAACACUUGCCGUUUGGAGGUACAUCGCGAUAAAGUUUCCACAGAAGAAUAGAACGUUAUGUAAUAAAAGAAAUACUAAUAUAGCUAUUACUGUGGCGUAUGCUGUUUGUCCAAUAUUGUGUCUUCCUAUAUAUUUCGCUAUGAAUAUUCGGGAAACAGUUGUCUCAAAAAAUGCAAGCGAGAAUACGACGUGGAGCGAGACGGACAGUGUGAAUGCCACGGGGAGUCGGCCUCCGGCAUACGCUCUGCAAAUGACGGAUAAUACAGAUUUACUUACUGCCAUAUUUUGGAUUUACAGUGUAUUUAUAAAACUUAUACCAUGUGUAGUGUUAUCAAUUUUGAGUGUGUUAUUAAUUUUAAAAAUGAAAUCAAGUGAUAGAAGAAGACAAAAGUUACUUAAGAAGUCAGCCAUCACCACAAGCGAGGGUGAAAAAACUCGUCUGAAUGAAGACGGCGGUGGGAGGCGAGGAGGCGGGGGCCGUACGGAUCGCACUACGCGUAUGCUGGUGGCAUUGCUUGGUCUCUUCCUUGCCACGGAGUUGCCCCAAGCACUUUUUGGUCUUCUUACUGCUAUUGCACCACAUCUAUUUGGUGUUUGCUACUAUGCAUUUGGUGAGGUGAUGGAUUUGAUGGCGCUUGUGGGCUCAGCUGUCAACUUUGUGCUCUACUGCAGCAUGAGUCGACAAUUCAGGUCCACAUUUACAAGACUAGCACGGAAGGUUUUGCCUCUUCCGAGACCAGAGGGUGAAGCUCUAGUUUCGCUAAAAGCGUAGCGUUCGCAAGUUCCCGCCACUUCGGUUACACAUCUCUGAAUUGAUGUCAAUACUGAAGUAACAAGUGUGCAUUUAAAAUAUUAAGGAUUAUGUAGUGAUAUAAGUACAGUGAUCAAGUUUUAAAACAUUCGUGAUAGGUAUGGAAGUAUUUUCAAUUUUAUCUUUUUAGAGUUCUGGAAUCUUUUAAUAAUCAAGAAUAAAGACUAAUAUAAUAACUCACGUGUUCAAGUUAUUUGAAUGCUCCGGUUGGUACUUAAAUAAUACUUGUGUGUUUAUAUUAAACCCUAUUAUUAUAUCGGUUGCAUAUGAUAAAAUGUAGACAAAAUGGUAGAUUCGUGGCGCCUACAUUAAUAGCACAUUAUGUUCUAGAACCCUUUAAUUAAAUGGAGAUUACGCCAUUAACACAUAAGUCAAUAACAUUAAAUUGUUUAUAGGCUUUCUGGGGUCUUCCAUUUCGCUUACGCAUAAAUCUGAGAAGCCAAAAGUAUCGGAUAGAAAGAGAUGCUAAAUAACAGUGAACAACAAGCAACGAUUACCAUCUUCCAUUAGGUGGGCCUUCAACUUGUUUAUUAUUCAAAGUUGUUUAUAAAUUUUCCACUCCACUGACAUAGAAUCAGCGGUGAUGUCCAAAAUUUACUUGCAUCAAUUCUGAGAACGUUAUCAUCACCAGUUGCAUUUUAUAUUUGGUUUUAGCUUUUUCAUUAUAUUUGUUUAAAUUUAUUUACAAGAUUACGUUUUUCUUGUGUUCUUCAUUAAAAAGAUGUGUGUGAUUUAGAUAUAAAAAUUAAACAAAAUGUUUAAUUUUUAUAUCUAAAUUUAGAGUAAAAGACUAAGUACUAAAUCUAAAUUCAGUCUCAAGUUAGUUGCAUAAUUGUAAUAUAUAUUAAAAAAAAACUAUUGAAAAGACAAACAUAAAAUCUUACUUAUUAUUAUUUGAUUAUCAUUGACUGAAACUAUUUAAGUUUAUUUAUUUUAUAACGUUCCCUUUCAAAAUUGUAUAAUAAGAAUCGUUAAUUUUCAUUUUCCAAUAAUCAAAGUAUUAGCUACAGUAUUUUUUUUCUUUUUAUGACUACAACUAUGAUAAUAACUAGAUACUUGAUAAAUCAAUGUUUUCAUAGGCACAAUUUCAAAUUAUUUUGAUUAGAGAGUAAAUUUAAAAUCUUGUAUCAUUUGCUAAUAAAAUUUUCAUGCCUAAGAAUCGCAACAGCAUUUUUUAAUUAAAGAUGAAAAACUAUAAAGUCUAACAGGAGAAUUUAAUAUUAUUAUAAUUCUAAGAAUGUUAUGUACAGCGUGUAAAUUACUAAAAAAAUAUGUCAUAUAUCUAACUAAAACAAUAAUUGGAAGCUAUGCACGUACAUUAUUCAGCGCAGGUUUUUCUUCCUAAUUUUUAUUUUUAAGAUGCUUCAUUUGUUCUUGACCUUUACUAUUCAAAGAAAUUAACUUUAAACGCAUAGAUUAUACUUUAAGGAUCGAAUUUUAAUAUAUUUUUUUCAUAUUUUUACUAUCCUAAUCUGGGAAUAACAUUCUAAAAGUAACCUUUUGAGAGAUGUAACGCAUUAAAAGGAUAUUACGAUGUUGCGAUUUUCAGCAAGGAGGGUCACUUAAAUACAUUAGAAUCGAUUUAGGCAGGGGAUUUAUUAAAUUAAUAAGAUCAUAUCUGAACAUAAACAUAACAUUUUAUUAUCCCUUAGUUGCUUCUUACAACAUUAGUCAUAAAAGAAGUAGUAAUAUUUACACAUGGUGUUCAUUUCAUCAUCAUCCGGGUCAUAAUUAUCUUAAUACUCGUGUAAAUUUAUUAAAAUAAUGACGCAAGUCCAAUGUCAGUAUAAUGUUUUAUAGUAUCUUACAUAAUUUAGAAAUAAACAAAUGACAUAUUAUCGUUUCCAUCCGUAUUUAUAAUCCAAUACAAUAACCAUAAUUUAUUAUAAUUUGUUCCCCAAUAAAACCCCAUACAUCAUUAUUUUUUAAAUAAAAUAUUAUUGUUAUUUAUGUUACAAUAUUCCAUGGGUACGAAUAUAUUUAAUUAUAUAAAGGCAGGUGCUAUUUGUAAUAAUUAAUAAAUUUAUAUAAAAACGUAUUAUUAUUAAAAUAUGUUUAGAGUGAGUAAUUAAUACAAUAUUUAUUUUAAUUAGAAAGAGUAUUUGUAGUAGACAGAAUAAGUAUUUAAUGAAUUCUGAAAAAUAGAUGAAUAAAUAUUUGAAACCAAACAGAAACGUACUUAUAUGUUUUAGAAGUAUUAAUUUUUUUUUAAUUGAGGCAAAUAGUUAUAUUUAAUCGUAAAUGAAUUGUGCAAUAUUUCAGUAGAUUUACUCCGUUCAAUAUUGUACCUAUUCUAGCAUGUGUAUGUAAUAUUCAUUGUCUUGUCUAAAUUAUGAUCAAUUCACGAAUUUGUAAAAUAUGCGUUUCUGGUAUUAUAUUAUUAAAGAAUUGAGAAAGGUGCUUGAUAUAUUAAGGUAAGAUCUUAAUUUUUAUAAUGAAAAUUUGAACCAAAAUUCUUAAUAGCUAUAGGUUUUAAAAUGUAUAUUAAUGUCGGUGGUAAAUUAUAAAAUUGUAUAUAAUGUAUUAUGUCGAAAGUACAUGUCAUUAAAUUUAAAAUAAAUUCGUAGAAAAUCUCAGCUAAAUACCAAAUGUUUAUUAUUAUGCUCUAAAAUUCUUUCGAAUAUUGGUAUGGUAUACUUAUAAUAUGAUGUUUAUUUAUUUUUAUUUUUUUAUUUAUUCUUUAUUGUACACAAAAAAAAUAUUACAUAUAAUAUAUAUAAAAUAAAGGUGUACAAUAGGCGAGCUUAACUCUGUAAGAGUUCUCUUCCAGCAAACCCUGAGUGGAAAGGAGCAUUAAUUAUUUAUUAGCGGGCAGUAUGCGUACAAUAAUAGAAGGAAACAUUAUUGAUGUUUCUAUUAAAACAUAUGAAAUAUGUUGACUACAUAAAUAACUCAUACAAUUAAAAUCAAAAUAAAUACAUAUCUGUAUACAUAUACAUAUAUACAUAGACAUAAAAUAUCUCUUUACAUACAAAAAAAUAGGUACAUAUACAUACAUAGACAUAAUAAGUUUAUGAGGACAGAAGAUGCUCUUUUAAUCUGCUCUUGAAUAUAUUCAGCGAUUGACUUUCACGAAUAUGCAGUGGAAGAGAGUUCCAUAGUCUAGCCGCAUGAACCGUAAAUGAUCCACUAUAGCAUGAGGAGGUAUGAGGAGGGAUUUUAAGAAUAAGGGAUUUACUCGACCUACUGGACAUGCCAGUGGGGUCAAGGAAAGUGAAACGUUCACAAAGAUAAGAUGGAGAGGAAGAAUUAUACAGUACAGAAUACAGGAAAGAUAAAAGAUGAAAAUCACGACGUUGACGAAUUGGGAGCCAUUUUAAUAUACUUCUGUAAGAGGAGACAUGAUCGUAUUUUCUAAGUCCAUAAAUAAAACGUAUGCAUAAAUUCUGUAGCCGCUCCAACCUAUUUAAUUGUUCCUCUGUGACAUCUAGAUAACAUACGUCAGCAUAAUC
This is a messenger RNA of Galleria mellonella (greater wax moth), 4991 nucleotides long. It is a transcript of the gene msR, whose product is annotated as G-protein coupled receptor dmsr-1. Bases 355 to 1500 code for a protein of 381 amino acids. The transcript has 4 exons. The record is from RefSeq and is a predicted model, not a curated record. Gene Ontology annotation, molecular function: G protein-coupled peptide receptor activity. Gene Ontology annotation, cellular component: membrane. NCBI's taxonomy places the organism in Eukaryota, Metazoa, Arthropoda, Insecta, Lepidoptera, Pyralidae. Gene Ontology annotation, biological process: G protein-coupled receptor signaling pathway.